Branchiostoma belcheri (Belcher's lancelet) is the source of this 3709-nucleotide messenger RNA. RefSeq names its product protein phosphatase 1 regulatory subunit 21-like. Bases 107 to 2488 code for a protein of 793 amino acids. Lineage: Eukaryota; Metazoa; Chordata; Leptocardii; Amphioxiformes; Branchiostomatidae. The transcript is spliced from 25 exons. Gene Ontology annotation, cellular component: membrane; early endosome. The record is from RefSeq and is a predicted model, not a curated record.
AGACUCUUCCAAGAUGGCUGUCGGCAAUGAAAGGAGAAUCGUACAACAAUAAAAACUUUUGAUUUUGACAAAUUCUGACCGCCAGCUGGACCGGGUAGAAUCCGAGAUGGCGUCGGGUGAUAUUCAGAACAAGUACCAGCGCCUGGCGCAGGAGUAUGCAAAGAUGAAGUCCCAGCAUUCUGUUCUGAAGAAGGCUGUCAUCGACGAGCAAUCAAAAGUAGCAGAUCUGACGGAGUCGGUGAAGCUGAAGGACCUGUCCAUCAGGAAGUUUGAGCAGGAGAUUGACAGCCUGACGUUCCGUAACCAGCAGCUGGCCAAACGGGUCACCGUGUUACAAGAUGAGCUGGACUCUGCAGCUGUCAAGAAAAAGAACAAGUUCUUCUCUCCACUGAGAUCAACGACUGACUGGUCGACAAAAGGACCAGUUGAGCCAGCCCCUGUUGUAGCAGACCUCAGUGUGUUUGGAGAAGACCUGCAGAAGAAGAUCCAGGAAAAUGAGAGACUUCACAUGCAGGUGCACCAGGAGACGGAGGAACACCGGCAGGUGGUGGCCAGCCUGCAGCUGCGGCUAGAGCAGCUGGAGAAGGAGGCCGGUCAGCACCAAUCUGUCCUGGACUCCAUCCACCAGAACCACAAGGCCUUAGUGGACAAGCUGCAGCAGGAAAAAGCCAUGCUGGAGGUCAAAUUACAGAAACAGGAAACAGAUGUAAGAGAUUCCAAAAGGAUAGCUGACCAUUGUCAACAGCAGCUGAAGAGAGUCCAUGCUGACCUCAGUUCCAGGCUGGAUGAUUCCACUAAAGUCAUCCAGGAGAAAGUCAUCUUUAAUGACACCAAAUAUCAAGAACUAAAUGUGCUGAAUGUGCCAACUCAUGACAGAAAACACCAGGUGAAGGCUAAAGAGUUGAUAGGCCAGGCCUUGGGGUACAUUGGAGACCUGGUGUCUGGUAUGUCAAACUACCUAACGUAUGCAGAACAGAGGAGUCAGAUCUUCCCUAUGGACUCCAGCACAGGAGAACCUCUCAGUCCCACCAACAGGAGGCUGUGCCAGUAUCUGCACGAGAAUGCUUCUCAUCUGAGGCCGAUAGAACAGUCGUUCCGCUCAUUCCAUGAGGGUCUGAGGGAGGAUGCUCUGACCACGUUGGAAACUGCAACAGGCAUACAGGAUUUUUCAGAGAAGUUCCACUCAUAUGUUGCCUACAUGGAGAAACUCCUACCAUACCAGCUCAGAAGUUUGGAAGAGGAGUGUGCAGUUUCCACCUGCUCUGCCACGCUGGAGGCACGGAACAUGGAACUCCACGCCUCCCUGCCAAAACUCACCGCUACCCUCUCCAAACUGGACAACUACCUGUCACUUAUCGCCACUGCAAGUAAGUCAUCCAGGGAGCACCCACGGACCAACCAGGCAGCUUUCUUCACUCAGAUGGCUGCAGGACUUAAGCAGCUUCACGAGGUGUUAAAAGAGAUCUCCAAGCAUUACAACACAAAGGUGUCACUGGAGCACCAACUUCCCACAGCAACACAGAAGUUGAAGACAACAGACGAAUGUGUGGUGUCAUCCCUGGUGGCUCUGGUGUCCUGUACAGGGAAGCUUGCCCCCUUCUUCAGCAGCAACCUGGAGUUCUUCGUCAGCCGUGCAGGCUACCGUACGCGGGGCGUGAGUCUGUGCCGUGACACGGACGGACCUGUGUCCUCCCCAGUGGUGACUGACCUUAGGGACAGAGCCACCUCUUACAUCAGCAGGAUCAAGAGGCCCUGCCCAGAGUCUGUUCCUUACAAGACAGCAGUGUUGAACAGGAGAACUCUGCUCAGCUCCACAGAGAGUAGAGAGGGGCUAGCACAACAGCUGACCACUGCCCAGGAGAAGAUCCGGGGCCUUGAACAGGAGAAGGAACACUGGAUGUUGGAGGCACAACUGCUGCAGGUCCGGCUGGAGAAGGAGACUAAGCGGGUGUCUCAGCUGGAGGUAGAACUGAGGCAGCUGCAGGCAGGCCAGGUGCUGACACCAGCGCCCCCUGUGGAGGGGACACAAACUGCAACACCUGGAGACAGAAAGUCGGUAGGAUCAGAUGUGGAAACUUCAAUGCUUGGCAAACUGGAAAGUUCUGCUGCAGAUGAGAGUUCCGAGUCGGAGACCAGGGAACAGCUGAUCAAAGCCCACUUCACCGGCAGGGUGACGGAGCUGACGUCACAGCUGCAGCUGGCAGACAGCAAGGCUGUCAACUUCCACUCUGAGUGCCGUGCCCUGCAGCAGAGACUUGGCCUGGCAGAGAAGGCUAAGGAGAAGUUCCAGGAGGAGCUGCAGACAGCCCAACAGAAGAUCGCACAGCUGCAGGAUGAGCUGACCACCACGACCAGUAACUAUGAGAGCCAGCUGAGCAUGAUGAGUGAACACCUGUGCAGCAUGAACGACAAGCUCACACAGCAGAGGGACGAGAUUGACGCUCUCAAACUCAGCAACAAGGGAAGCAAGAAAGGGAAAGGAAGAUGAGAGAAGGCGUGAGGAGGAGAAGCUACAGAGAAUAAGUAGACCCUAAGCAACUUGUCGAUGACCUGAAAAAUGUAGUCAGCUGUUGAUAGCUUGCUUUUUUAUUGUUUCAUACAGCAGUCAAAACAAGUAGUGUAUCUAGCUCUCUUGACUUACGGGAGAUGGCAAAUAACAGAGAAAUGUUCUCUGAUCACUGAAAAAGGAAAUUCCAGAGUCACAAGUCAUCUGUAUCUUUUUGCAUUUAUUUGAAGCAUCAGGCUAGAAGCAUCCAUAGACAUUGUCACACAUGCUAUGCUAUGUGGUAACAAAUUAUGAAGUCAAAAUGUUUACUAGGUCAGAAACAUUAAGUUAUGAACUUCAAAUGAUAUGGACAUUUUGAUUAGUCUAUAAUAGCAAUUUUAUUAUCAGUACAUUGAAAGAUAUUGCUUUGCAGGAAGUUAAGUUUCCUUUUUCAAUUUCACACAUGUUCUGGUUUAUUAUACACCAAGUUAGCCACUAGCCUGGGUGCCAUCCGACUUGUAACGGCAACCCCCAAAAAAUUGGGGUUACAAAUCGGAUGGCACCCAGGCUAGUUAGCCACAGCUUUUCCAUAAAACUCUUAAAAGGAAGAGUAUUUAAUUUGAAAAUGGUACUAGAUAAAAGAUGCCCUAAAAUAUGAUCUGUCAUAUGUUCCUCUUGUGGAAAAGUAAAUGUACUUGUAAUUGGAGCAUGUGUAUUCAUUGUGUACAACAGUUGAUACUGUAAGAGUACUAUGUAGUAUUAUCUGAAGGAAUACAAUACAAUAUGAAAAUACUAAAAGAUACUUUCAUCUAUUGUAUAAUCAUACUAAAAGUACAAAACAGUGUACUAGUAAAUCUUUUUGAGAUUUGAGAGACUAUGAGAGGAAGUUUUAAAUUAAACAAUGAUGAUGUAUUCAGAUCAGUAUCAUAUAAUAUUUUUCCCAAUAAGGAAUAUCUCCUUGGAAUUUUGCCAAGGAGGAUUAUUUAAUACAUGUUACAAUUUUAUUUGUUAUUCAAGUAAAUUAUCCCUGGUUUUGGAAUUUGGAAGCUUGAAAAAAAUCAUGUCUUCGUUUUGUUGAGCAAUACCCAGUAUUAUUAAAUACAUGAACAAAUAUAUUCACAAAUUGGGCUCAAGUGUUCUUGAACCGGAACUUGGAAGUGAACUCAAUGGAUAUGUUACAUUUCUAACAAUUAAAUUGGGAGCAAUAGAAAUGGAAAUCAACAU